This is a messenger RNA of Melitaea cinxia (Glanville fritillary), 4428 nucleotides long. It is a transcript of the gene mahj, whose product is annotated as protein mahjong. The transcript has 33 exons. Gene Ontology annotation, cellular component: nucleus; Cul4-RING E3 ubiquitin ligase complex. Gene Ontology annotation, biological process: protein ubiquitination. Gene Ontology annotation, molecular function: protein binding. The record is from RefSeq and is a predicted model, not a curated record. The coding region runs from base 37 to 4404 and encodes 1455 amino acids. Lineage: Eukaryota; Metazoa; Arthropoda; Insecta; Lepidoptera; Nymphalidae.
UCAAGAGUUAUUCUGCUGAGGUGAUAUUUUAUUGCAAUGGAUUCGGGACCAGCUCAGGAGGUUACUGAGCUGCUGAGGCAAUGGGAGGAGCAGCACACAUCUCCCGUAUACGAUCCUAUACCGACUUUGACAAGGAUAGCAGAAAUAAUCGAAGCUGAAACUGAGAACUUUAUGAAGAAGGAUCCGGACCCGUUCGAUGAGAGACACCCCUCGCGGACCGACCCCGAGUGCGCGUUGGGGCACGCGCUUAAAGUUAUGUUCAAAAAAGACAAUUUUAUGACUAAGUUAGUAAACGAUUACGUCCGCGACACUUACUAUUCGAGGCAGAACAUAACAGGGAGGGACGUACACAAGCUGAACGUUGCGGCGUGUCGACUCACGCUUGACCUAAUGCCGGGCCUCGAAAUGAGCGUCGUGUUUCAGGAUAACGAAGCCCUAAUCCACCGUCUGGUGAACUGGGCGACGAAUUCUACUGAACCACUUCAGUGCUAUGCCACAGGUCUACUAGCGGCGGCAAUGGAAGUACAAGAAAUUGCGACUAACUUCAGAGAUCUGAACGCGAUGUUGAUACCCCUAAUGCUGAAGAGGCUUCACGAGCUGAGGAACAAGACUCAGGAGGAGAGACCAAAUCAAAAUUUAAUAACACCGCCAAACCAGACGAGACACUUUGCACGUUUUGAUAAGAAAAGGAGUAAUGACAUUAAAUGUAAUGGACCAACACCUGAUAAAAAAGAUCGCGAGAAAGACGAAGGCGGAGGGGGAGAUAUGUUGGUCGAUGAGACUCCGCCAGUCGUCAAGAAUCCUGAGACUCCAGUCAAGAAUAACAGCUCGUGCGUGGCGCCCCUCCACGGGCUGAUGUCCCCCCCCGGGAUGAUGUCCCCCCCCGGGAUGAUGUCCCCCCCCGCGCGCCCGCCGCCGCUCGCGCACGAGACCUCCUCCAACUCCAGCUGGGCCGAGAUGGAGACCUACGUCAUCGGCAACAUACAAAUCCACCCACCGACAGACGCUACCAAACAAAUGUUAAUACUUAGAUAUUUAACGCCAAUGGGCGAGUACCAAGAGUUCCUGUCGCACGUAUUUGAGAAGAACGCCCUAGGUCUCAUCCUAGGAUACCUGAACGUGCGCGAGUCCAGGGACUCGAGAUUAGCCUUCGAGGCGCUCAAGUACCUCGCCGCUCUGCUCUGUCAUAAGAAGUUUUCUAUCGAUUUCAUUAAUAUGGGAGGGUUACAGAAGUUCCUUGAAGUCCCUCGGCCUUCAGUGGCGGCGACGGGGGUAUCAAUCUGCCUCUACUACCUUGCCUACUGUGAGGAUGCUAUGGAACGCGUGUGCCUCAUGCCGCGUCAUACUCUCGCUGACCUCGUCAAGUACGCUCUGUGGCUCCUCGAGUGCUCCCACGACUCGGGCCGCUGUCAUGCGACCAUGUUCUUCGGCUUGUCUUUCCAAUUUCGCGUCAUACUUGAGGAGUUCGACAACCAGGACGGUCUCCGCAAGCUGUACAACGUGAUCUCUACGCUCCCGAUUCUUGGCUCGGAGGAGGAGGAGUCGCGAGUGUCGGACGACGAGACGUGCGCCGCGCGCCAGAUCGUGCGCCACGUGUGCGUCGCGCUGCGCAGAUACUUCGAAGCUCAUCUGAGGAUACGCGCAGCGCAAGUCGCACGACAGCAGGGAGAUAAUGUGCCAGAACCACCACCCUACAAAGCGUCCAAGUCGAGCGCUGAGGAGAUACAGGAGCAGAUCGAGCUGGUGCAGGGCGCGGCGUGGGCGCGCUGGCCGCCCGUCGACGAGCUCCUGGAGCUGGGCGGCGUGGCGCUGCUGCUGCAGGUCGUGGGCUAUGCCUACGACUGGAACUUUAACGGCAGGGCGGAGACGGUGCGGUCCGCGCUCGACGUGGUGUCCGUGUGCUGCGUGGCGCCGCGCGUGCAGCUGCUGCUGACCGAGAAGAUCGACAUGCGCGACGCCGACCUCACCACCGGCGUCCACAUCGUGCUCGGCGCGGCAGACGGCGACAUUGUGCCCGAGCCUGAGGUGCAGAAAGCGGCGCUCAACGUGCUUGUUAACUGCGUAUGCGCACCCGUGCAUCGCGCGGGCGCAUCAACAUCUCGCUUCUCAAUAACCGGGUCAGCUAAGAAGAAAACUACCGCCAAAUCAUAUGAAGACGUCAUACAGAAGGUGUGGGAGAGCGUGCGGACAAAUAAUGGGAUUAUGGUGCUGUUAUCGCUGAUGAUGGUGAAGUCCCCCAUCACGGACGCGGACCGGCUUCGAGGCCUGGCGUGCCGCGCCCUGGCCGGCCUGGCGCGCUGCCCCACCGUGCGGCAAAUUAUCUCCAAGCUGCCGCUCUUUACCACCUCACACCUGCAAGUUCUGAUGCGUGACCCAAUUCUGCAGGAGAAGCGACAGGAACACGUAAUGUUCCAGAAGUAUGCGCUGGAACUGCUGGAGCGAGUUUCCGGCAAGAGUAAACAUAUGGGUGCCGAGUUCGAGACCUCGUUGGCAAACAUACAUCGGGCGAACGUGGUGGCGCAGACGCGGAUCAGCUACAACGAGCGCCAGCUGCUGCAGCUGGUGGCCGAGCACCUGCGCGCGCGCGGCUUCAAGGACAGCGCCGCCGCCCUCGUGCGCGAGGCGCGCCUGCCCGCCCCCGCGCCCGCCCCGCCCGCGCCCACGCCCCCGCCGCCGCCCGUCUACACGCCGGCCACGCCCUCCCGGCCGCGCCUGUCCGUGUCGCGCACGAGCAGCUGCGGCGCGCUGCACCGCGACAGCGUGGAGCACGCGCACGCGCACGGCGCUUCUAACGCGCACGAGGACAGCCCCGUGCCGGGUGUCAUCAAGCUGAGGAAGGUGCAGAGCCCGGCGCUGGCGGCGGCCGCGCCCGGCGAGCACAAGCGCUCGCUGCAGAAGCAGCUGAGCGCGGCGGGCGGCGACCGGCCGCCGUCGCCGCCGCGCGUCAGCCUGCACUCCAUCAUCACGGAGUACCUGUACAACCAGCACGCGCUGUGCAAGAACCCCGUGGUGACGUGCCCGCAGUUCAACCUGCUGGAGCCGCACGCGUGCCCCGCGCCGGCGGGCGGCGGGCUGGCGUCCGUGGGCGUGCGCGGCGCGGACGCGGCCAGCGUGCUGGCGCGCGUGGUGCGGCGCGAGCUGGGCGCGCCCCCCCACGCCCCGCCCCACACGCGCGCGCACGCCCGCCUGGCGCACGCGCACUUCGCGCACGUGCGCACGCUGCGCCUGCAGGACGACGACGCCUACUUCACGCACACCGUCUUCCACCCAACGCAACAACAGCUGCUGACGGCGACGUCCUCCGGAGACAUUCGGAUAUUCAACUUGUUCACGGGCGUCGAGGAAAACUCCUACCAGGUUCACGAGUCCUACAUAUACCACAUGCAGGCGAGUAGAGACGGCGGUUUACUGCUGGCUUCCUCGACAACCUCCUGGCGAACGUUGUCCGCGCUCUGGAACAUGAAGGAGUUCGAACAGUUAUUCCAGUUGGACAACGAAGAGUACGUGGAGUUCUCGAAAAUGUCAGACGAGCGUAUCAUCGGCACGAAGGGCGAGACGGCGAGCAUCUUCGACACGCGCACCGGCCAGGAGCUCAUGACCCUCACGCCGGCCAUCAGCAACCAGUACGCCAAGAACCGCGCCACCUUCAACCCCACGGACGAGCUGGUCCUCUCAGAUGGAGUUCUCUGGGACGUGAACACGGGGAAAGAAAUACACAAGUUCGACAAACUCAACCAGACACACAGCGGGGUCUUUCACCCUAAUGGAUUAGAGGUAAUUUCAAACACGGAGGUAUGGGACCUAAGAACGUUUCACCUGCUGAGGACAGUGCCUUCUCUCGACAAGUCUGAGGUGAUCUUCAACCCCACAUGUAGUGCAAUUUACGCUGUCUGUUCCGACCAAGAUUCAGAGGAGAGAAGCCAGUUCGACACCAGCUUCAAGACCCUCGACCCCUACGACUACUCCAGCAUCGCGACCAUCGACGUGAAACGCAACAUCUACUCGCUGGGCGUGUCGCGGUUCGGGACUCAGAUCUCUCUCGUGGAGAACCUCGGGGACUUCGAGCAGGUCCAGGAGUCCUGCGUCAAGCUCUACGACGUGGGGCGCAAGAGGGACCACGACGACGACGCGGAGGAGGAGGAAGAGGAGGAGCUGGCGGGAGGCUCCGACAACGACGAUGGUUCCGACUCCGGCUCCGACAACGACGACGACGACGACGGUGACCUGCUGCGCAACGCGGUGCUGGGGCUGGCGGACGGCUCGGCCUCCGGCGACUCCUCGGGCGAGCAGGAGCCCGCGCGCCGCCGCGUGCGCACGCGCAGGCGGGCGGCGGCGGAGGGCCGCAGCAGUGACAGCGACGCGGACAUAGACUUCGACAAUAUCAUCGAGUUUGAGCUUAACUAACACAGGAAUAAACGUUAUGAACGA